Messenger RNA from Ramularia collo-cygni, 1839 nucleotides. RefSeq lists its product as uncharacterized. The record is from RefSeq and is a predicted model, not a curated record. The transcript is spliced from 2 exons. The coding region runs from base 1 to 1839 and encodes 612 amino acids. Gene Ontology annotation, cellular component: Sin3-type complex. Lineage: Eukaryota; Fungi; Ascomycota; Dothideomycetes; Mycosphaerellales; Mycosphaerellaceae. Gene Ontology annotation, molecular function: histone deacetylase binding. Gene Ontology annotation, biological process: negative regulation of transcription by RNA polymerase II.
AUGGCCAUGCCACGGCAUGGAUCACCGCCGCCAUUCAUGGCAGAUCAAUCCAACUCUCCGCCGCAACACGCACACCACCCUCACUCCCACGCACAUCCGCCGACCCUCACGAAACGUGAUGUACGCCGAAACCGCAUCAUGGAGAAACUCCAGGGCAUGGUCAGCUCGUUUUCGGCAAACCAGAAUCAACACUACCGCGCCCAAUUGCAGGGUGUGCAAGUCGACAUGACAAUGGUGUUGCGUGCCGAUCCUUACAGCGCAGAGAGCGUGCUUGAGGAUAGCCACGAUGGUAUACGCGCGUUGACAGAGACAAUCAUGAAGGGCGACGUCAACGGCAAUGGUGGAGUCAGUCUACCCAACGAUGAAGCUGCCAGAGGGGAUUACUGGAGUUUGGCGGGCAAGCGAUAUACUGAAUUCGUCCGCGAGGUCAACAACUCCGUGGAAGAGCGGGAUGCCGACCUUACGGCACUACAUAAUGGCUUUCAAUCCUCCUCUGCUGAGCUUGAACGACUCUGCCAGCAACGACUUCACCAGGCCGAAGAGGAGCACAAAGCUCUUUCCCAGACGAUUCGCACUCGACUCAUCCAAACCCUCAACAAGAAACGACAGCUCCUACUGAAGGACAAAGAACAGCUUGACAUUGCCGACAGUAACGCCAWGCUCCUCCAUCCCAACCACUUUAGUAUCGGCAAUAACCCCGGGUCGCCAAGCCACAAUGGCACUGCGAUUAACAAGCGAGCAACACGAGUCUUGAGACAUCACCGCGGCGGAAGUCCCACAGCAGAGACGACAGAGAAUGGCAAGAAGAAGAGGAAGCUCAACCAGGCAGAUGACGAGCAAGCCAGCAACGAAUCGCCUAUGCCGGCGUUGGCUGGAGGCAGAAGUCCGCACAAAAAUGCUAGAAAAGAGCGAGAAUAUGCACAGUUCGAGGCACCUGUGUAUAGCCUGGACACCCUGUUUACGGAGAAAGAGCUGGCAAUGGCAACGGAUACGGCCAAGGUUGCGACUUACAAGUACUUCCACCAGCCACAACACGUUCAAGAGCAGGGUUCAAUUACCAAUGGCACGGCCGUGCCAUCCGUGGACGGCGAGGUUGUCGAAUCGGCGGAAGUGGUAGCGGAUCAAGACAUGGCAGACGCACCAGGAUUGAGCGGAAAUUCACCUCCGCCGUCCCAAGCAGCACCUGAGAUGGAGAGAACAGCCUCACAUCAAGUCCUCACACGAGGUGGUGCACGUGCUAAUCCUCUAGCUGCGCUGUCGGAUCUUGCAAAUGCCGCAGCGGCAGCAUCAUCGACCGCCCCGGUCAUUCGCGAGAAUCCCUUUACACCAGUCGCACCGCCAUACCACGCCGUCACUAGAAGUGAGAAAUCAGGGGCUCCCGCUCCGCCUCCUGUCAGCAGUCUAGAUAUGGAGAACGACUUUGAGAUGAUGCGUCGUGMAGGUGCCGAUGAUCCAGGAGACGAUGAUAUGGAAGGGGGCUCGCUGAGAGCAGAAGAGGCACGUGAAACCCGAGAUCAGCUAUUGGAUCAAGCCCUAGGCAUAUCAUCCGUUCAAGCACCAUAUCGACUGCCGCAGCUUGAGAAUGGACCCGGCGCAAUGAUUGGCCGCGGGGUCGAUCGAGAGGCACGGACGGGGUUCGCUCCGCUGCUCCCUGUCGUUACGGUGGUGGAGUCGCGGUUGAGAGGCAACCCUGGGCUGGGGCUCCCGGGCAGCAUGGCCGCGUCGCUCGGCCGUCUCGGUGGAGAACCUAUGAGUCGUACUACCAGCGCGGGUGGUGCUAGUGAGCUUGGUGACGCUUCUGGGCCAGGAAAGAGGGGCGGACGUGGAAAAUUGGUUUGA